AUGGCCGAACGCCGCGUCCCCUUCACCUUCCUGCGUAGUCCCAGCUGGGACCCUUUCCGUGACUGGUACCAUGGCAGCCGCCUCUUCGACCAGACCGGCCAGACCGCCGACAGCUGGAAAGUCACCUUGGAUGUCAACCACUUCGCGCCCGAGGAGCUGGUGGUUAAGACCAAGGAUAAUAUCGUGGAGAUAACCG
Molecule: messenger RNA, 196 nt
Organism: Cariama cristata (Red-legged seriema)
Lineage: Eukaryota; Metazoa; Chordata; Aves; Cariamiformes; Cariamidae
Product: heat shock protein beta-1-like
Exons: 2
Source: RefSeq, a predicted model, not a curated record